CGAAACCUCUGCGGUCCAUGCUGAGCACAGGCCGGAUAUUUAUGAGGCAGACCUGAACGACUUUACAAGACUUGUUUUUCGCCCGCUGCUGGAGCAGCUUGUGGUUGCGCGCAGAGAGGAUGCUUUUGUCUCUUCAGCUCACACCUGGAACAAGGAAACAGUGAGGGCUUGUUGUUUUUGUGAGCUUUUGUUUUUAAUCCUUGCUUUUGUUCACAUCAGAGGCAAAGUGAGGGACUAGAUUAUUUCCUUUGAUCACUUUUAAGGAAUGUCAUUGGAAUAUGCGCUUUUGGAUCGAUCACCGGACUUGGUGUGCGUUUAGACUGUAACCUGUAGCACCACCUGUGAGACGGACAGGCACCAGUACAAGUCAUAAUUGUCAAUUGUGCUCAGACCUUAAGAAGCCAUACAGAGGAGAGGACACUGACUUUUAGCACGGCUUCCAGCAGCCUGCACUUAUUUUUGCGCUUCCGUUUUUCAGUUGUCUUUUCAAACCUUCAUUGUCACAGGUUGCUGACACCGCAAUACCAGACAACUUUCCUCUGUCAGAUUAGUGCAGCACGUUUCAGUGAACGUGGUUUUACGCACAAAGGACACAUUAGAGGACAAGGUGAGACAAGCACACCGCAUCAGGUGCUGUGAGGUGGAAAAGAAGAUUUUUUUUAAAAAAAGUCCUGCUAUCAAAAUGACGGACGGUCCGAGACAACGGAGCAGCACAGCGGGCUCUGCCAAGGAUGCUGCCGCUAAGGAGUCCGAUGGAGGAGUUGCGCUCAAGAAGGAGAUCGGGCUUGUGAGCGCCUGUGGUAUUAUUAUUGGUAACAUUAUCGGCUCAGGUAUCUUCGUCAGUCCCAAGGGAGUGAUGGAGAACGCCAGCUCGGUGGGUUUGGCCCUGAUCGUCUGGAUCAUCACUGGCAUCAUCACCGCCAUCGGGGCGCUGUGCUACGCCGAGCUGGGCGUCACCAUCCCCAAGUCGGGAGGAGACUACUCUUAUGUCAAGGACAUCUUUGGAGGGCUGGCUGGGUUCCUGCGUCUGUGGAUCGCCGUGCUGGUCAUCUACCCGACCAACCAGGCUGUGAUCGCACUGACGUUCUCCAACUACAUCCUGCAGCCUCUGUUCCCCACCUGCUUCCCCCCAGAGAACGGCCUGCGCCUGCUGGCUGCCGUCUGCCUCUUGCUGCUGACAUGGGUGAACUGCUCCAGCGUGAGAUGGGCCACCCGGGUGCAGGACAUCUUCACCGCCGGCAAACUGCUGGCCCUCGCCCUCAUCAUCGUCAUGGGCAUUGUGCAGAUCUGCAAGGGAGAGUACUACUGGUUGGAACCAGCCAAUGCCUUUGAGCCCUUCCAGGACUAUGAUGUGGGUUUGAUAGCCUUAGCCUUUCUACAAGGCUCCUUCGCCUAUGGAGGGUGGAACUUCCUCAACUACGUCACAGAGGAGCUGGUGGACCCCUAUGUGAACCUUCCUCGUGCCAUCUUCAUCUCCAUCCCCUUGGUGACCUUCGUCUACGUCUUUGCCAAUAUUGCCUAUGUCACGGCCAUGAGUCCCCAGGAGCUGCUCGCCUCAAACGCUGUUGCUGUGACGUUUGGUGAGAAGCUGCUGGGAGUUAUGGCGUGGAUCAUGCCUAUUUCUGUGGCCCUGUCCACUUUUGGGGGAGUCAACGGUUCCCUCUUUACCUCUUCAAGAUUGUUCUUUGCUGGAGCCAGAGAGGGCCACCUCCCCAGCCUGCUGGCCAUGAUUCAUGUAAAACGCCGCACUCCCAUCCCUGCUCUGCUCUUCACUUGCCUGUCCACUCUGCUUAUGCUGUGCACCAGUGACAUGUACACUCUCAUCAACUACGUGGGCUUCAUUAACUACCUCUUCUAUGGAGUCACUGUCGCUGGGCAGAUUGUCUUGCGCAUCAAACAGCCCAACAUGCACCGGCCAAUCAAGGUCAGCCUGAUAUGGCCGGUCAUUUACCUCAUCUUCUGGGCCUUCUUGCUCAUCUUCUCCCUUUACUCCGAGCCUGUGGUGUGUGGCAUCGGCCUGGCCAUCAUGCUGACCGGCGUUCCCGUCUAUUUCCUGGGAGUCUACUGGGACAACAAGCCACAGUGCUUUGAUGCCUUUGUUGACAAGAUGACAUACCUGGGCCAGAAGUUUUGUGUGGUGGUGUAUCCAGCCGAGGGUGAUAGCAGCAGCAGCGGGAGCGGAGAGGAAGGAGAGGAAAUGAAAGAGGCCAGGUCUCCUCUCUCUAAGGAGGACGGAGACAACCACAAGUCGGCGGACUGCUAAAGUGCACGUCUUUAUCACCCACCUCCCCCAAAAACAGGCAAAAGCAGACGCACAUGUGGGCGCACUCAUACACAAAGACACAUGCAAACAUACAUCACAGUUGGUAGCGGACUAACUGAUCAACACUUGUGCCCCCACAUCUUGUCUUCAACAUAUAUAUAUAUAUAUAUUUUGGUUUUCAGCAUUGUAUCAAUCAAUAAUUUUUGUGCCAAAAAUAGUAUGAGAUGUUUAGAGAAACAUGACCUCAAACUUUUCUAUCUGGGGUCCUUCAACAGUGCAAUAAAGAAAGGUUAGUACCUUCCAACUCCUCAUUAUGUGUUUAAACAUGCACAUUUAAUCAUUUACUACUCUUUAUCAUCAUCAGCAGCAUCAUCAUCCUCACCCUGCUUCUGACCCUCUCUGUCCCCUCCACACACUCUCUGCACACUCCUACUGUAAAAGCAACAUUUUGUUUUUUUUUUAGUAUUUUUUAUUAUUAUCAAAAGACUCUUCCUGUACUGUGAUGGCGACACAAACACUUUUUGUUUAUUUGCUUUUGUUUUUUGGUUGAUUUUUUGGGUUCUUUUUUGCCACAUUGUAAAUUUUGCUUUGUCAUACAUUCAACACACCAAAGCUGUACUUUGUCAAAGCAGAAAAUCAGAUUCAGAUCAAGUCAUUUCAUGUUGUGACGUACACUAAGUACUGUUGUUUUGUUUUUAAAGGUGACUGUGAUUCCAAAAUGUUUAUCUGGUUUUUUUUUUUUUUUUUGUAAUUGUGAUAAUUGUUUAUAUCAUUUUCUUUCUUCGUUAUUUUAGUUUUAAUAUGUUAAUUUUAGUUUUGUUGAUAUUUUUUUCUAUUCAGCAUCAUAUUCAUCUUGGGCCUAUUUUUUACUCUUGAAACUGCAAAGGUGAACACCUGAGAACUGAAGUGUGAUCUGUACUUUGUAUUUGUAAAUGUGCUGGUUAAUGAUGCACAGUUCUUAUUAACUGCCUUAAUUAGGAUAUGUUCUGUACUUGGGUGCCAUUAUAGCUGUGUUUUGACUGAGGUGGAGAGAUAGUUAAUCCUCAUACUUAGGGGACAAAGAAAUUGUCCGUUUUUAAACAGAGCUGAGAGUUUUGAGUUCUUGUGUGGACACUACACAAAUAGGUAUCCCGUUAAAACUGCGGGUGUAGCAGAUGACAUAGACAACUAGAAAGAAUACAUAGGAAAGACAUGAUAGUUUUCACCACCACGUUUGCAUCGUUAAUGUGCAAAUCCCUACACCGACACGUGAAUGCCCGUAUGAAAACAGUUUAACAGAGGCAUUGACUGUCUUUCAUGUUUUACGGCAAAAGUAUUUUUGUAGCUUAACAUCUAGCUGUGUUUAGAUUUUUUUGUGCUUUAUUUAGAUUGUAGGAAAGAGAGCUUUACUUUAAAAAACAUAUUUGAUGCAUACAGUUCACUAGAAAUUAUUUUAUAGUGCAAUAUUAGUACAGGCACCAGCAAAAACUGAACAUACACCCCUGUAUGAAUCCAUUCUGUGCUGUGUGGUUAUAGUUAUGCAUCUAUACUUAUGCUGUAUGUUAUAAUAACAACACCUCCAUACAUAAACACACACUAUAUACUUUAAUGUCUUCUGUCUUUCUAUAAACUGUUAGUGUCUCAGGGCAUCCCCGCUGCCUUCUCCUUACAUACACUGCCUAAAACCUCCAGACCACGAAAACUCUACAGAUUUGACUCAUUGCUUCUUUUAAAUCCAGUCUGUUAGUGGUAAAUGUCUCUACUGGUGCUUUUAGGUAUUUAUUUCCUCAGGAGUCUCAAUCUCACACCCAAUCCCCAAAAAAUCUUACAGAGGAUGUCAGGUGUAAUUUUAACUAUCAAAGUACCAUUAAAAUUGGGCCAGUACUGUAAAGGUUGCUCUUAUUAUGCUCUAAGGGGAACAGGGUGUCUUGGAUGUCUUUACAAGUACAAUGAUUGUGUGUUGUGCCUGUAUGGUUGUUGUGUAUUUACAGUAUGCACAGAUGUCAUGAAAGUCUGUAUAUUGUCUCUUCGUAAAUAAAAACCACUGACUAAUGUUU
Molecule: messenger RNA, 4299 nt
Organism: Toxotes jaculatrix (banded archerfish)
Lineage: Eukaryota; Metazoa; Chordata; Actinopteri; Toxotidae
Gene: slc7a8a
Product: solute carrier family 7 member 8a
Exons: 11
Coding region: 683-2263 (526 amino acids)
Biological process (GO): neutral amino acid transport; amino acid transmembrane transport
Cellular component (GO): membrane
Molecular function (GO): L-amino acid transmembrane transporter activity; neutral L-amino acid transmembrane transporter activity
Source: RefSeq, a predicted model, not a curated record